GUCUUUUGACGCAAAAAUGAGCGUCGAUAUGAAAAGGUGCCUUAAGAAAGUGUUCUUUCCUUCGAACGCAAUUCCACUCCAUGUGACUCCAAGCUCCAAGAAAUAAAUUGGAAUAAAUUUUCCUACCUGUAGAAAAGAAAGCGAGCUAUUGUGUCUAAUAAAUGGAUGUGAGUUCUAUCGAAGCAACUUUAAUAAUAGAAGAAAAAGUAGCCAAAUUUGUAGAUAGGACAUAAAUAUAUAGAGCAAAGACAAUGGCAUUGACUGCGAAACGUUAUGAUAUAAAGCAAGUGCCUUGGUUUUCUCUAACGGAAUGGCAUGAUGUGUACAGGCAAAUUUACUCCAACGACGUAAACGAACAAACGAAAGCAUACGAAACGCUUUUAGCAUGGAAAACCAGAAUGCCGAAACUACCAGUGGGUGUGGACUGUACCUUAUCGAUUUUGCAAGUGUGUCUUCGUGAUCGUGAAUGGACACCCAAAAUUGAUAGCGGCGAACUGCCGAUGUAUUACGAGAAUGAUUUGAGUUUGAUGUACUCGACCACCAUCAUGAGAUUUUUGAAUCAUUUUUGCAAUAUAGGACACACGAAACAGACAUCUCUAUUUCAGAUUGCCAAGCAACUCAAAAUUCCAGAAUGGAUAGUUAUGUUAAGGCAUCAGACUGCUCAUGGAUAUGAAUUACCUUCCAUUGGAGUACUAAGGAUAGCGAUUAAUAUAUUGCUUCACUGGUUACAUGAUGAAUAUUGGGCAGCUGAGGCAUGUGCGAUAGAAAAAUCUUAUAUGGAAGAAGCUAAUAUGUUAGAAGAAGAAAAAGAAGAAACCAAAGAGGUGCAGGCUUUAACAGAUUUAAUUGAACUUUGGACAGCAGUCAAUUUAUAUAUCGAUGCUGGUUAUAAAUUAGUAUCAAAUUUGCCAGAGGUACAAUUACGGGAAAUAUUAGAAGAUUUACGCACAUACAUGUGUUCCCAAUAUAGCGAUAAAAUAUCAAACAAUGAUCACAAUGAAUAUAUAUCCAUUCAAGGAAAAACUAUAAAGAUUGAUAAGGAAUAUGAUUUAAAAGCUGCGCGAGCUUUACUUUUAUCAGAGAUAUCUAUGCAUUUAGUUGAAAAUAAAUCUUUGAUACACAAGAAGGAUAUAAUUUGCAAUGUGUUGCUGAAAAACGAAGCUUUUCUACCAAACUCAGAUAUUGGACAAAUUUUUCAACAAAAAGGAAGAAAAAAUAUUGAUUUAAAAAGAAAGAUUUUACCACCUGGUAUGCUUCAAUUUUGGAAAGAUAUCAUUUUCUUGUUGCAUAACAAAAAGAUAUUAGAUAUACUGAUGUUUAAGCUGCUCAAUAUCGUAAACCAAGAACAAGAAAGUAAGGAAAAAAGAACUCUUGCAACCUUAUGGAUAAGUUCCAUCGUCCAUAGUUUUAUUCAAUUAGAUUUGGCCCAAAAGAUUUCUCGUAAUAUGGAAUAUAAGCUGACAAAGGAUGUUACAAAACCGGUUGCAAAGUCGACUCUAAAUCAGCAUCUUAAAAAGUUGGUACAUGAUGGUCAUCCUUAUUUGCGGAAUGUUUUGUGGUUAGAUAUAUCGAGCACCAUACCGCAUUUUCUUAUUGAUAUAAAUUUUUUAUCAAAACUUUUAUUACAUGUAAACGAAUUUUCUGCAAGAUUAAUAGAACCAAUUUUUAAGUUUGUUUCAUCAAGAAUAAAUGUGCAGGCGAAAAAACAUUUGUCAAAUUUACUUAAAAUUUAUACAUUCCAAAAGUAUAAUGAUGAAGACAGCAACAAUGAUAUCCAGGAACGGAAAAUAUGUACUGUCGAAGAUUUCAAUGCAACAAGAAGUAAAGUAAAAAUAUACAAGAAAGAACAGACAAUUAAAAAGAAAACUGCUUAUUUAUUAACCGAUCAGAUAAUCCGCAAUUUACAUUGGAAGCAAGCAUCUGAUACUAUUUUCUCUGAUCAAUGGAUCGAGUGCCCCAUUGGAUUAUUGCCGUGGCAGAUGGAUUCGUUAAAGAGUUUGGAACCACUCAAACUAAAUCCCUCAAAACAUUCAGUUUCAAUUUUGGAUUCGCAAAUAAUCGCUGGCAUUAUAAAUCGUAAAAGUUUAAGAAUGCAAAGUCGUAUCAAAUGGGAAAACAUAUUGCGAAAAAAGAAGAGAAUAGAGAGAAAACGCGAUAAGAGUAUCACGGACGCUAUAAUGAAUAGAGCAUUAGAAAUAGCAAAAAAAAUAGACAAUGUGAACGCGUAGACAUUUUAUAAUAGAAUAUUAUAUAAUUUAUCACAAAUUACUUGCAUUUUCAACAAAUAAGUUAAUGUAUUUAUAAUAAAAUUGAUUAAAAAAUAAAUCCAUCCCUUUCUGGUAUAUGCUUACAUUAUAAAUGAUAAAUAUCAAGUUUACAAUUUAAAUGACAAAAAAUAAUUAUUUUAUAAUAUAUUGCAGAAAUAUAGGAGAAAGUUUCUCACUACACAUUCGAACACAUUUAUGUUUAGAUACAUAUGUCACACCCACUCAUAAAUAUAUCAUUCACUUAUUU
Molecule: messenger RNA, 2514 nt
Organism: Nylanderia fulva
Lineage: Eukaryota; Metazoa; Arthropoda; Insecta; Hymenoptera; Formicidae
Product: ribosomal biogenesis protein LAS1L
Biological process (GO): maturation of LSU-rRNA; maturation of 5.8S rRNA
Cellular component (GO): preribosome, large subunit precursor; Las1 complex
Molecular function (GO): endonuclease activity
Source: RefSeq, a predicted model, not a curated record